Mastomys coucha (southern multimammate mouse) is the source of this 6564-nucleotide messenger RNA. It is a transcript of the gene Tram2, whose product is annotated as translocation associated membrane protein 2. The transcript has 11 exons. Lineage: Eukaryota; Metazoa; Chordata; Mammalia; Rodentia; Muridae. Bases 125 to 1237 code for a protein of 370 amino acids. The record is from RefSeq and is a predicted model, not a curated record. Gene Ontology annotation, biological process: protein insertion into ER membrane; SRP-dependent cotranslational protein targeting to membrane, translocation. Gene Ontology annotation, cellular component: endoplasmic reticulum membrane.
GGGCCCGAAGUUGUUCCGCGCUGGGCUGCGGGGCUGGCGGGCGGACCGGGCCGGGCCGGAGAAGUUUUCACCGCGGCUGCUGAGUGAGGGUGCGGGCCCCCGCAGGCGGUGCACGCCCGCUGCCAUGGCUUUCCGUAGGAGGACGAAAAGUUACCCGCUCUUCAGCCAGGAGUUCAUCAUCCACAACCAUGCAGACAUCUGCUUCUUCUUGGUGCUCUGCGUCCUCAUCGGGCUUAUGUUCGAGGUCACAGCCAAGACUGCCUUCCUAUUUAUUUUACCUCAGUAUAACAUUAGUGUGCCUACAGCAGACAGCGAGACAGUGCACUACCAUUACGGCCUAAAGGACCUGGUCACCAUCUUGUUCUACGUCUUCAUCACCAUCAUCUUGCAUGCCGUGGUUCAGGAGUACAUCUUAGACAAAAUCAGCAAACGCCUUCAUCUCUCCAAGGUCAAACACAGCAAGUUCAACGAAUCUGGACAGCUGCUCGUCUUUCAUCUCAGCUCAGUGGUCUGGUGCUUCUACGUGAUGGUAACGGAAGGAUAUUUAACAAACCCAAGGAGCCUCUGGGAAGAUUACCCACAUGUGUACCUCUCCUUCCAGGUGAAGUUUUUCUACUUGGGUCAGCUGGCGUACUGGUUGCACUCGCUACCUGAACUCUACUUCCAGAAGGUACGGAAGGAAGAAAUCCCCCGCCAGCUGCAGUACAUUUGUCUGUACCUGCUUCACAUCGCUGGGGCAUACCUCUUAAACCUGAGCCGCCUGGGGCUGAUCUUGCUACUACUGCAGUACUCCACGGAGGCCCUUUUUCACAUGGCUCGGCUCUUCCACUUUGCCGACGAGAAUAAUGAGAGGCUGUUUAAUGCCUGGGCUGCUGUGUUUGGGGUCACCCGUCUCUUCAUCCUCACUCUCGCUGUGUUGACCAUUGGCUUUGGAUUGGCUCGGGUAGAAAACCAGGUGUUUGACCCUGAGAAAGGGAACUUUAACACCUUGCCUUGCAGACUCGGCAUGCUGCUGCUGGUGUGUGUUGCCCAGGCCUGGCUCAUGUGGCGCUUCAUCCACUCCCAGCUGCGGCACUGGCGAGAGUAUUGGAAGGAACAGAGUGCCAAGCGCAGAGUCUCUGCUGUCCCCAGGCUCCCAGCCAGGCUCCUCAAGAGAGAACCUGGUUACCAUGAAAAUGGAGUGGUGAAGGCAGAGAACGGGACCUCCUCACGGACUAAGAAACUCAAGUCUCCCUAACGCCAUUGUGCUGAGAACAGGGAUCCUCUGCGUGAGGGCCCGGCAGAGAUGAGGAGCCUUGGCCCCAGCUCAGCCUCUCCGCCCUCCUGCCUAUACUCCAGCUCCACCAGCAGAAGCCUUGGCAUCAAGGGGGAGUGCCUCUCUGCCUUCUAGUCUUUCUCUUCUUUCAUAAACCAUUCUCAAUAAAGCCAAAAAUCUUCUACUGUUGCUCCCUUGAGCCACCUCAUGGCCUUACCUCUGUCCUAUCUUGGGGUUUUCUCAGAGGCCUGCAUUUUCCUAGUCAUCUUCCUGCUUUUCUCUCUGUCUCUCUGUCUGUCUCUGUCUGUCUGUCUCUCUCUUUCUCUCUCUCUCUCUCUUUCUCUCUCUCUCUCUCUUUCUUUCUCUCUCUCUCUCUCUCUCUCUCUCUCUCUCUCUCUCUCUCUCUCUCUCACACCCUUCAUGGCUGCUUCUCCUCCUUUCUUCCUAACUUUAAUGUGCAAUUUCUCUGAUUUGUACAACGGGAGGGAGCUAAGAUGGCAGUCCUGCCCUUGGGUCCCAGGACUUGCCAAUCUGGAAGCCUCUCGCCAAGGAGCUUCCCCUAGAGCUGGUGGCAGAUCCUUGGUGGCCCUUGUGGAAGGACAGCAGGAAGAGGAAAAGCCAUCCCUCUCGGAUUACAAUAUUCUUGGUGCUGACCGACAGACAAGAUGUAGGAUUCUGGUUCUACGUGUCCAACCCCUAAGCGUUUCGCUUUGGGGACAUAGUGACUUAACCCAGAAAGACAGUGUUAAUUAACUCCUGAGCCCCAGGACUCCAAAGAGCUUCCAGUGUGGCAUUUGAAUUAGAAACCAGCCUGCCUUCGCUCUAUGGGGAGACGUGCUAAGGAGGAUGUGCCUUCCCACUUGUUCCACACGAGCAAAGCAUGUCAAACAGCUGCCUCUUCUAGAAAGGUGGCUUGACAAACAGAAGAGUCGAUCUGGACCGCUUUCCAGCGGUGCCAGCUGCUGUUCUUUCAUUACCCAUCCACCAGCAUCUGAAACCAAACCAAAUGGCAGUUGCAAACCUGCCCAAGACACGCUGUUCCCAAGUCCAGAGUCAGCCUACCCCAGCUGGAGCCAGACUUGCAACCUCAACUUCAUCUCUGCAGAAACAUGAAGCCCAAGGACUCCAUCGCUGUGUUUUCCCCUGGCGUCCCAGGGAGAGUCACCAGGCCACCCUCCCUCUGGCCUCACCUGAGUGUUCCUUAAAGUUGUUAAUGUUGUUUGUUGAGCACACCUAGAGCUUGACACUAGGAUGCCUCAGGGUCACUCUUCUGGUUACGUGAGCCAAUGCAGCCAUGUCUACAAGAGUCUGUGACCCCCUUCCCUUCGGUGUUCUUUCCUCUUCUACCUGAAGACGGGGUCACCAGGUCCUUAUGGUACCUUGUGAGGACUUCCAGAAUGGAUGUAGGCUUUAAAGGGUCCCCAAACUCUGUGCUGGAGUAUAGAGGAACAGUCCUUGGCGAUACAGGAAUGUUAAUGUUACCUGAUGUACCUGCCUUCCUUUGACACCAGAGCUUGAGUGUUUACCCAUAAACAGGGAGAUGGGUCUUCCUCAAGACAGCUUCCCUCUCCACUCACAAUGAUGGAUGUAAUAUCUAACUUACCUGUAACUGAGGAAUUUGCUUCCAAACAUCAAUGUGGCAUUUUUUUUCUCUGUGUCCAGGUUAAACAUACAUAAUAGAGAUGAGAUCCCCUUGGUUUCUUUUGUAUGAGCUUAGGAAGCAAGACAGUUUUAGAAGUACAUUUCUCUAUUCUCUCCCUCUUCUUUCCUGGCCCUCCUCUGGGCAUCCCCACAGAAUUGAUCUGGCACCUCUCAGACGGUGCAGCCCCCCUGCCCUGGUAGGAAUUUUAAUUGAGCUUAUUCUUUGAGAUGCUGUCUGAAGCUGUGUGGAAGCUCAGCCAGUGACUCCCAAGCUCGCCUCACCCCACCACUCUAGGUGUCCUCCUGGACCAUCCCCAAGCUAAGAGCUUGCCUCCCUAAAUCACUGGCAGGCCCUUGCCAGCUCACUGCAGGAACUUUGUCUCUAGGCUGAACUAUUAAGUUACUCCUUAAGUAAAUACUUGUGACAAGCAUGAGACAUAUGAAGGUCUUGGAGGAACAGAGGUACAAAGACCAGCUGUCUUGGAUCCAGUGGUCUUGUCCCUGUUGGGGAGGGGUUUGUUAUUCCUUCCUGGUACACUUAGAUGUCUGAGAUGAUGUGGAUUCGUUCCAUAGGUGUCUUGCAAGCUUCCUUUGUUGCUUGUUUGUUGGAUAUAUUACCAGGAGUCCAAGUGUUGGGAUUGAACAUAAGGUCAGUAGUAGGAGUUUGGAGUGUUCAUUUCCAGAAAAGCCUGAGACUAAGACCAACAGCUCAUCAGUCUUGACUUCUGGGAUGUUGCAGGCUUGGUUGAACUAUGGGGUGCUUUCUUAUCCACCCAGCCUCUCUGGCAUUGAUGUUAUAGGAAAGCCAAGACUUUGUGAAGUUGGCACAAACCUUGUAGCCAAAAUUACAGCAACUAAGUUCUGCACCAUCCUGCGAGCAUGCAGGCUAGCUUGUAAGUUGGGUGCCCCGGCCCCAUUCUUUGUCUUUAUGCAGGCUCUCCUGUCCCACAAAGUCCCACGCCCUUAGUGAAGGACCUGCCAUACUCCCCCUGCCAAGUGUAAGAUAUUCAGCACCAUCUACCAGGACCAGAAGAUGCUAAUCACUACCUCAGCCUCCACUGCCUGUCUCUCAACAUCCCUGGAAUGCCAGCCGGCACCAGCGACAGGGGUGGUGGACCGAGAACUCUCUGUUGCUCGUUGCCCUCCCCAGAGGUGUGGUGAUGGGACGGUUACUACCCAGGCGUGGGUGCCUACAGGAUGAAUUAACUCCUUGUGUCCCUCCUACAUUCAGAGGUAGUCCUGGGGGAAGGAGAAGCAGAGUAUGCCAGGAAGGGAGGCUUUCUGCCAUUCUGGUCAGUCCUAACCCUGUGUACCUAAAUGGUUUUCAACAGCAUCAUCUGACUGGCCUAAGGGUGAACGUUAGUCCCGUAAAUUUAGAUGACUGCGCUCUGGUUACUCACACUCUGCUUUUGUGGCAUGCCAGGGACUGUAAGAGCUCCUGAAGGUGGAGACCUGUUUAGUCCCCUCUGGCAUUUUUUUUCUGAGGUUUACUUUUUGUUGUUGUUGUUGUUUGUUUUGUUUUGUUUUGUUUUGUUUUAAGUAGGAGCAGAAAGAGUGCAUUGUCCAAGAAGUCUGCAGAGCUCACUUAGAUUCCACACACCCUUAAAGAAACUUGCUGACUUCUUUCAGCUAGAGAAGGCCUUCAUUUGCAUUCGUCUUUAAUGGCUUUCAGCCUUCCCGGUGGGGUUUGCAGAAGUCUGGAGUGGGAGUAGGUUAUAGGGUCUGGGCUUAGCUAAUUUUUCUCUACUUGAGGGUCUCUGUGUCUCCAGGAAACACGUUUUCAUUCUUGAUCUCUGGGCUUCUGUUCUUCACCCGUGUGGAAUGGGCUUAAAGCCUGUGAGUCAGGACAGUGAGCAGGUUUUCCACCUCCCUUGUUCUCCUGAGCUUUCAGCUUCUUUCCUUAGAACAGGGUCUUAGGGAGACUAUCAAUGUCAGACUUUUGAAAACGUCUGUAGAAUCCUUCUCCAGCCUGUGGUUAGCUUUAGGAGGAUGCUGAUUCCAACUUCUCGCCCUUUACCCAGCUUUUAAUGCAAGUGUUGGCUCCAUUAUGUCUGCUUUCAGAGCUCGGCAGAUGAGAAGAGAAGUCACGCUGAGCAGCCUCUGAGAACCUUCCGGGCUUGUCCUCAGCAGGUCCUUGUUCUUUUGUGUAAAAAGUGCCUUAUAUUGCCUUGCGGCCUUCACUGGUACUGUAUGGCCGGGCUCUCAACUGCCAGGGCUCCAGGGCUGACUGGCAUACACAGCCAAUGACACCAUACCUCAGCACAGCUCCAAGGGAAAGAGACAUGGGUUGACAGUUUUGUCUCAUUUGUUCUGACCCUCUUCUCCCUCACACAUAGCGUAAGACCUUGCAUGUUCUCUGGUUUAUUCUAGUUUCCCCUUGUCUGUACCUUCUGGCUGUGGAAGCCUGUGAGGUGGCCCAGCAGCAGGCACCCAUGCCUCCUAUCUAAUAAGGGAAGCUUGGGGGUUGGGAAGAAGGUCACCUCUGUGUACCUCUGACCCUAUGUGUCGAGCCCCACUCUUCCGGUCUCCUCAUUCGCACCCCAGUUUAGAAACAGCCCCUUCUUCCCAUCUGUUUUACUUCCAUGUUGCCCAAAGUUUGUAUGAGGAAUGUGUUUACUUGUACUCACUGGUUCCAAGUCUUAGCUCAUUGGUAACCUGUUUGGCAUUGCCUAUGGCCUGGUAGCUGCAAAGCUUCUGGAUUCCUGUCAGGGUUAUCUUGUGUUCAUAGUACUGCACCUGCCUGCCCACCUGUUCCCGCCAUUCCGGGUUGUGCAAUAACCCUCCCAGCCAGUGGUCUUUCCCACAGGCCUUUGUCCUUUACUGCAUCCUGCAAUAUCGGGAGAGAGGGGACCCAUGGGAGGGGUCAUCAUCAUCCUUUACAGAAGUGUCAGUCGCUUCCUGUUGCUGUCAUUCUCACGGUCCUGGGUGGGUUUCUGUGGCAAUCUUAUAGAAUGUGUUGUGUCGUCUUAGACAUCUUUAUGUUGUUUUAAAAAAUAAAAUAAAAAAAUGUGUUGAAGAGAAAAAAAAAUCCUCAGACUGGGACAUUGUCAGUGUCUGGAAAUAAGAUCGAUCUGGAGUCGGCUGACAUCACUGUCACCACCAAAGGCAUUCCAGGGUUUCUUGUUCCUGUACAAAGGAUGGGCCAUGUUUCCAAGAAUCAGCCACAGUGGUGAGCCCUGUCUGCCCUUUUACUGCCGCCUCCCAGCCCCACCCCCGUGAUGGGGUCUGGCUGUGGUGGUGAGUGCCACAUUCUUUGGGGUACAGAUUCAUGUGUGAUUAAACCUCACUUUUCAGUUACUCUUGUUUAACAAGGACCUGAAGGACAAGCCGAGGAACUGGGGUCCCCGCGCAACUCACAAUGCAAAUGUGGACAUGUUGUUCUACAUUAGCCUGUUCAAGUUAUGGACCAAAUUCAAUAAGGAACUCAAGGAAAAUGUGUACCUACCGUAUUUAUGCUUUCUUAUUAAAGGCUUGGGGGGAGGGACAUCUUUUGGUAAAGUUUUUUUUUUUUUUUUUUCAGAGUUCUUUCUCCACUGUUUCUGUGUGGUCUUAGAAACAAGCUACAGUUUUGUAUGGAUUUUUUUUAAAUGUACAUUUUGAAACAAAUGAUCUAAUAUUUUCUGAAAUACAUGAAUAAAGGGCAUAGAAUUAUUGGUCAUAACAGUCUC